GUCACCUCCUACAGAGUGUGAUGUGGAUGGGCUCCCCAGUGGUUACGGAUCCAGGGACUCCAUCCUCACACCUGGUGAAAAAAAAGACUGGAAAAGGCGAAGGCGUGGCCGCAAGAGCAGCCGCAGCAGCUGGGAUCCGGGCCACGACAGCACGGACGUCGUCAGAACAAAACAGCCGCCCACAUUUGAAGUGAGCGGAGGUGCGGCCAUGCGCUGCUCCACCCUACUCGCCAUCCUCACCGGGGUGCUUUUGUACCUGGUGCUGGGCGCCGUGGUGUUCCGGGCCUUGGAGGCGCAGCGAGAAGAAGGCAAGCACAUGCAGCUGCAGGGCACGUGUCGCGACUUUCUGAUGAACUUCACUUGCGUCAGCCCCGACAACCUGCAAGCUCUCAUAGAGGAGGUGGCAGAGGCCAUUGGCGCAGGUGUGGAUCCCAACAGUAACGCCACAUACGUCAGCCAGUGGGAUCUAGCCAGUGCCUUUUUUUUCUCCGGAACCAUCAUCACAACCAUCGGUUUUGGAAACAUCUCCCCCAAGACGGAAGGUGGUCAGUUGUUCUGUAUUUUCUACGCCUUGGUUGGAAUUCCACUGUUUGGUAUCCUGCUUGCUGGAGUUGGAGACCAUCUAGGUACCGGGUUGAGGAAAACGGUGGCCAAAAUAGAAACUCUGUUCCUGAAAUGGCGUGUUAGUCCCACCAUUGUGCGUGUGAUCUCAGCCGUCUUGUCCAUCCUGCUGGGGUGCCUGCUGUUUGUUGCAGUGCCCAUCCUGGUUUUCCAAAAGGUAGAAGGCUGGACCAUGCUGGAGUCUGCGUACUUUGUAGUCAUCACCCUGACCACAGUGGGGUUUGGUGACUAUGUUGCAGGGGAUUCAGGACUGGAGGGCAGUGACCACUGGUACAAGCCUUUGGUGUGGUUCUGGAUCUUGCUGGGUCUUGCCUACUUUGCAUCCAUCCUGUCAAUGAUUGGGAACUGGCUUCGAGUUUUAUCGAAGAAGACAAGAGCUGAGAUGGAGGAGCUGCGAGCCCACGCUACGGACUGGACUCAGAACAUCCAGAAUAUGGAUUUUCGGAUCUCGGGAAAAAUUGAUGAUCCCUUCAGACGGCGUCGGCGAAGACGGCGCCGUGGUGCUCGCAAGCACGGCCAUGGGGGCUCAGCUCCCGGAGCCCGUGAGGGGGAAGGGGAGCAAAACGAGAGUGAAACUGAUUCAGAAUCGUAUUCCUCUUACACCUCCUCCAGUGGAUCGGAGUCCGGAUCGGAGUCAGAAACCACCCAAACAGAGCAGGUGCCUGAAGAAAAGAAGGACCCCCACCUUUCGCAACCUCUGGACUAUUUUGGGGAGAACCUGGCCUUCAUCGACGAGUCCUCGGAUGCUCAGAGUGCUAAACUACACGUUGAUCCUCAACUGGAUCCAACCCAACCGAGUCCUAAACGCACCCAUUCACACAAGCGGAGGCGCCAUAGGAAGCCUGUCCCGCGAAGAAGCCCCAAAAGUGACAGAAUCAAACGGUCCGGGUCCGGCACCGGCAAACAGGAGCACAACGGAACACCACAUCCGGUUCCGAAUGUACUGCUGAAUCCUCAAGUUUGAGAGAAAAUCCACAGUGUUAGCACAGGAAAUGACUCAACAAAACUAAGCCCCCUCCGCUGGACAAAUAGCGGAUUAUCUGACAGGAAUGAUUAAUGUAGCAACGUAUUUGUGUGAAUGAAUUGUAUAUUUGCAGGCACAUGGAAUGGAAAUGUUGCACAAGUGUUGGCCUUUGCAGAUGAUGAUUUUAAUUUAGCACGUAUGCCUUAAUGUAGUGACGGUACUGUUCUGUGUUGCCUUCUAUGCUUCUCUUACUGUCUAAGGAAUUGCUGCUCUCUGCUGGACUGAGAGAGAAUCGUCACAUUUGAUUAUGUAUCUCUAAUUUAGGCCUGUUAAAAAUAACACGUGAUCGGAGGUAACCAAUUCAUUUCAUUAAUUAUUUGAAGGUUUUGAGCGUAAUUGAAGCAUGUGACAGCAGACGGGGGCACAGUAGCCUCCCCACAGAGUCACACAGAGUCUGGCACUCGUUUAUCACUUCAUUCUGACCUGAACACAUCAACAGCAGUGCAUUUCCAACAUCAUGCAGUGGUGUGAAAAAGUGUUUGCCCCCUUCCUGAUUUCUUUUUUUUGCAUGUUUUUCCACACUUAAAUGUUUCAGAUCAUCAAACUAAUUUAAAUGUCAAUGACAACACAAAAUACAGUUUUUAAAUGAAGCUUUUUAUUACUAACGGAGGAAAAAAAUCUAAACCUACAUGUGUGAAAAAGUGAUGCCCCCCCCCCACCCCGUUAAAACAUAACUUAAGUGAGAUUAAUUGAGAUCUAUCAGUGUGGAAAAGGUUAUAAAGCCAUUUCAAAAGCUUUGGGACUCCAGCCAACCACAGUGAGAGCCAUUAUCCACAAAUGGCGAAAACAUGGAACAGUGGAGAACCUUCCCAGAAGUCACCGGCCAACCAAAAUGACCCCAAGGGCGCAGCGACGGCUCAUCCAAGAGGUCACAAAAGACCCCACAACAACAUCCAAAGAACUGCAGGCCUCACUUGCCCCAGUUAAGGUCAGUGUUCAUGACUCCACCAUAAAAAAGACACUGGGCAAAAACGGCCUGCAUUGCAGAGUUCCAAGACCAAAACCACUGCUGAACAAAAAGAACAUUAAGGCUCGUCUCAAUUUUGCCAGAAAACAUCUUGAUGAUCCCCAAGACCUUUGGGAAAAUACUCUGUGGUCUGACGAGACAAAAGUUGAACGUUUUGGAAGGUGUGUGUCCCAUUACAUCUGGUGUAAAAGUAACGGCGCAUAUUAGAAAAAGAACAUCAUACCAACAGUAAAAUAUGGUGGUGGUAGUGUGAUGGUCUGGGGCUGUUUUGCUGCUUCAGGACCUGGAAGACUUGCUGUGAUAAAUGAACCAUGAAUUCUGCUGAAUGAGAAUGUCCGGCCAUCUGUUGGUGACCUCAAGCUGAAACCAACUUGGGUUCUGCAGCAGGACAAUGAUCCAAAACACACCAGCAAGUCCACCUCUGAAUGGCUGAAGACUUUGGAGUGGUCUAGUCAAAGUCCUGACCUGAAUCCUAUUGAGAUGCUGUUGCAUGACCUUAAAAAGGGCCUUCAUGCUGGAAAAGCCUCCAAUGUGGCUGAAUGACAACAAUUCUGCAAAGAUGAGUGGGCCAAAAUUCCCCCCCAGCGCUGUAAGAGACUCAUUGCAAGUUAUCACAAACGCUUGAUUGCAGUUUUUGCUGCUAAGGGGGACCCAACCAGUUAUUAGGUUUAGGGGGCAAUCACUUUUUCACACAGGGACAUGUAACUUUGGAUUUUUUUUCUCCGUUAAUAAUAAAAGUUUCAUUUAAAAAGUGCUUUUUGUGCUCAGAUGUGUCACGGACUAAAAUUUCAAUUUGUUUGAUCAUCUGAAACAUUUAAGUGUGACAAAAAUGCGAAAAAAAUGCAAACAAAUAUAUAAAAUGGUGUCCUGUCAUUUAUCUUUCUGUUCAUAAAACACAGUAAAAAAGGGCAUACUUCAGACAUUAAUUAUGAUUAAUUAAUUGGAAAACUGAUUAAUAUGAUUACAACUUUUAAUCAUUUAACAGCCCUAAUUUAAUUAUCAUUUAGUCAUCCCAGAUCAUGCAAAAAUAAAAAUAAAAAAAAAAACAGA
Dunckerocampus dactyliophorus (ringed pipefish) is the source of this 3662-nucleotide messenger RNA. It is a transcript of the gene kcnk4b, whose product is annotated as potassium channel subfamily K member 4. Gene Ontology annotation, biological process: stabilization of membrane potential; potassium ion transmembrane transport. Gene Ontology annotation, cellular component: membrane. The transcript is spliced from 7 exons. The record is from RefSeq and is a predicted model, not a curated record. Gene Ontology annotation, molecular function: potassium ion leak channel activity. NCBI's taxonomy places the organism in Eukaryota, Metazoa, Chordata, Actinopteri, Syngnathiformes, Syngnathidae. Bases 209 to 1585 code for a protein of 458 amino acids.